Molecule: messenger RNA, 5163 nt
Organism: Oncorhynchus keta (chum salmon)
Lineage: Eukaryota; Metazoa; Chordata; Actinopteri; Salmoniformes; Salmonidae
Product: beta-secretase 2-like
Exons: 9
Coding region: 1728-3077 (449 amino acids)
Biological process (GO): membrane protein ectodomain proteolysis; amyloid-beta metabolic process
Cellular component (GO): endosome; membrane; trans-Golgi network
Molecular function (GO): aspartic-type endopeptidase activity
Source: RefSeq, a predicted model, not a curated record
AUAGUGUUUAACAUGAUUUUUGAAUUACUACCUCAUCUCUGUACCCCACACAUACAGAUAAUUUUAAGGUCCCUCAGUCGAGCAGUGAAUUUCAGACACAAAGAUCAGGGAGGUUUUCCAAAGCCUCGCAAAGAAGAGCACAUAUUGGUAGAUUGUUUUUUUAAAAACCUGACAUUAAAUAUCUCUUUGAGCAGGGUGAAGUUAUUAAUUACACUUUUGAUGGUGUAUCAAUACAGCCAGUCACUACAAAGAUACAGGCAUCCUUCCUAAAUCAGUUGCCGGAGAGGAAGGAAACCGCUCAGGGAUUUCAGUGAGGCCAAUGGUGACUUUAAAACUGUUAGAGUUUGUAAUUGCUGUGAUAGGAGAGAACUGAAGAUGGAUCAACAACAUUGGAUUUACUCCACAAUACUAACCUAAAUGACAGAGUGGAAAGGAAGCCUGUACAGAAUAUGCAUCCUGUUUACAAUAAGGCACUAACUUAAAACCGCCAAAAAUGUGGCAAAGAAAUUAACUUUAUAUCCUGAAAUCAAAGUGUUUGGUGCAAAUUCAACACAUCACUGAGUACCACUCUUCAUAUUUCUAAGCAUGGUGGUGGCUGUAUCAUGUUAUGGGUAGGCUUUUCCUCGCAAGGACUAGGGAGUUUAUUAUUUUUUUUAUACAUAAAAAGAAAUGGAAUGGAGCUAAGCACAGGCAAAAUCCUAGAGGAGAACCUGGUUCAGUCUGCUUUCCUGAGAGACAAAUUCACCUUUCAGCAGGACAAUAACAUAAAAUAUAAGGCAUGCCAUUGCCAAAUAUACAAUGGAGUUAAGUAAUAACCUAGUUACAUUUUUGACAGAGCUUGAAGAAUUUUAAAAACAAUAAUGUGCAAAUAUUGUACAAUCCAGGUGUCCAAAGCUCUUAGAGACUUACCCAGAAAUGCUCACAGCUGUAAUCGCUACCAAAUGGUAGCAAUAUAUUGACUCAGGGGUGUGAAUACUUAUGUAAAUUAAUAAUUUGUAUUUAAUUUUCAAUACAUUUGCAAAAAAGUCUAAACAUGUUUUCACUUUGUCAUUAUUGGGUGUUGUGUGUAGAUCCUGCUAGGGUUUUUGUAUAGCCUAUAUUGUGAGGGAUAGCUAAGCCUAUUUACUCCGUUUUGUCGGUCAUCAAUGGUUCCUGCUUAACUGGGUUUGUUUUCUUCUCAGAACCGGGUCGACAACAAGAAUGCAGAAUACUCGAGCAGCCUAUUUAUUGAGAGCAGAAUGCUACAUUUGUUUUGUCUGGGUGUCAAGUAAGGUCUUCACUGUAAAAUUUCUGAAUGAGUUACUUCUUAUUCUUAGCUUUGACGAAGCCCAUGCUUUAGUUGGAUGGAAACAAAUAUCCCGAAAAUCACAUUUUCCUCAGGCUGCUUUAGGGAAGACGCAGGAAGUGUAAUGUCACACCAGCAGACCGCUUUCCUGUGUGUUCCCUUUAUGUUGCCUCUCCUCCAUCAAUCCAAAGUGCUUUAAAGGCUAGUUAAGCAGCCUAACACAUUUAAAUGGUAAAUAAACUCCUUUGUUGCGAGCGGAGCACAGCCUCUUUAAUGAUGAGGAAUGUUCAGUAAUGACCCUUCUGUGCGUCACCGAUGUGACAGAAGUUGGUUAUCUCAUUAGUUCCCCUAGUUGAAUUUAUGCCUGAGACGACAAGAUCUCAACUGCUGCUUUGCUAGCUCAUGUUCCGCUCCUGCUCGCACACCGCUGACAAAUACCAGGAUGGAGAGAGUUUUAGACUAUGGAGCAAUGGGCGGGAGUAACGUGGGCAUGUUUUUUCAAAAGAUACCAGACCAGAGAGCUUUUUUUUCCAAAUCUUCAGACGUCAGAAGCAUACUGAAUAUCCUGGUUGAUACGGGAAGCAGUAACUUUGCAGUGGCUGCAGCAGCACAUCCCUUUAUCACACACUUCUUCAACACAGCACUCUCCAGUACGUACAAGUCCACUGGCAGGGGCGUGGCCGUCAAGUACACCCAGGGCAACUGGGAGGGCGAGCUGGGCACCGACCGCGUCCUCAUACCCAGCAUCGCUGGCACCCUCACCAUCAACAUCGCCACCAUCUUUUCCUCCGACGGAUUCUUCCUCCCAGGGGUCAACUGGCAGGGCAUCCUGGGUCUGGCCUACCCCCUGCUGGCUCGGCCUGACUCCUCGGUGGAGCCUUUCUUUAACUCCGUGGUACGACAGACAGACAUCCCAGAUGUGUUCUCCCUACAGAUGUGCGGAGCUGGGUUGUCAGCCAGCACCACUGCCGACCCCACGGGGGGAAGUCUUGUCAUGGGAGGGGUUGAACCAACAUUGUAUUUGGGGUCCAUGUGGUACACCCCAAUAAAGGAAGAGUGGUACUAUCAGGUGGAAGUAUUGAAGCUGGAGGUUGGGGAUCAGAAUCUAAAUCUGGACUGCAAAGAGUACAACAAGGAUAAAGCCAUAGUGGACAGUGGAACCACUCUUCUGCGGCUGCCUGUGAAUGUGUUCAGUGCUGUGGUUGAGGCCAUCUCAAGAACAUCUCUGAUCCAGGACUUCACCUCAGGGUUCUGGGGUGGCACUAAACUGGCCUGCUGGUUGAAGGGGGAGACACCGUGGAGGUUCUUCCCCAAACUGUCCAUCUACCUGAGAGGCACCAACACCAGCCAGUCCUUCAAAAUCUCCAUCCUCCCUCAGCUGUAUAUCCAGCCAAUCACAGAUGUGGACGGUACGCUGGACUGCUUCCGCUUCGGCAUCUCGUCGUCAGCCAACGGCCUGGUGAUAGGAGCAACCGUCAUGGAGGGCUUCUACGUCGUUUUCGACCGGGCAGAGAAGAGAGUGGGCUUCGCUGUCAGCAGAUGUGCAGUGAACGGUGGGAUAGCCGUGUCAGAGAUCUCUGGGCCCUUCUCAUCUGCAGACGUGGCAUCUGACUGUGCUGCUGGAGGGCUGCUGAAGGAGCCCCUUCUCUGGGUCAUCUCCUACGCCCUGGUGGCCGUCUGUGUCGUGGUGCUCCUCAUCCUGCUCCUCCUCCUCGUCCUGCCCUGUCGUCACCGAGACCGGUCCGGCGAGAUCACUGAUGAGUCCUCGCUGGUCCGCCACCGCAUCAAAUGACUGAGGCGGGCCUCGGGUAGGACGACGAUGGCCACCGGGAGUUCCAAUUCUACUGAGGCAGGGAGAGGGGAGGGGUUGGGGCUGCAGUGACCAAUAGGACUGUUCUCUGGACACAUCAUGGAGACUGUAGUUUGACCAGAGAAUGCUUUUCUUAGUUUAGAUGUUACCAGUUUUUUUGCACUCCAGUUUCACAGCAACCUCUGAUUUAAUUUAGACACAUUAUUAGACUGGUUGGGUAGCAGAAAGGAAUGCUAUCUAUGCCAGCCCAGUCUCUUCUUGCACAUAUUUCCUGCUGAUUCCCCACUGCCUACAACAUGGUAGUGAAGUGCACUGCUCUCACCUGAGACAAGGUCCUAAGAUCUCUUAAACAGCCAUGUUUCUUUUUACUUCUCAGAAGCCUCAACUCAAAAUAGCAUAUUGUAAAUUACUCAAGUUUGUUGAAUGUUCCCCAUAGGUAUCAUUACCAUUCUUUCAUUACAAUUUUGUUCUUUGCUGUGUGAUGAAAGUUUUGUAGGAAAUGUCCUUUGUCAAGCUGUUUUAUUAAGAGUUGGAGUUGACUAAAUGUUUUUAUUCAAAGUACAACCAGGAGGUCAGACAAUAGAAGAUGAUACACAUAGGUUGAUAUACGUCCCUUGUCGUUUACAAUGCUAUCAAGUCACAGCCAUCUCAUAUGGGAACUAGCAUGGGUUUGCGACAUUCUGUUUAACUGUAAAAAGUUAUCAAAAGUGUCAAAUUAUGAAUAUCACUCCAUCUGUAUGAGUGAGAAUGAAGCAAUCCGUGUUAAUAGGAUUUUGUAAUGACAUUGUGUAGUUGAUAUUUAAGUCAAAAUGAAUGAUUGUAUAAUAUUUCAAAACCUCACCAUUAGUAGACAUACAGAAACCUGAUUUGUAAGGCCACAUUUAUAUUGGAGUAUUUCUAUGUUAAAUAAUAUUUUCUACAUUUUAUGUUACCCAUGAUUUCAAUAGGGGAAAUGCAUUGGCCAAAAAAAAGUAUUGUACUGUAUUUUCAAAAAGUUAAAUAUUUUUUUGCAAAGGUGUUUGAAACAAAAUCAGGUGCAGUUUUAAUUUAAACUCACGAUUGUUUAAAUGUAUCAGUGCCAAAAUUGUGAUUGUAUAUAAUUAAAUUGAUCAGAUUAAAGUAAAGGCUCUCAUUACAACGUGAUAAAACGCCCGGCCUGUAUUCCAACCUGGAUAAAAGAAAUUCACCAUUCACUUGAAUAUUAUGAAUAAAGAGUUACACUAGUAGAGAGCACCAUGGUGCAGGUUCUGUUUCUCUACUCUUGCAUUCAAGAGCAACUACCAAGACCACUCUUCAAGCAUAGGGGAGACAGUACAGUAUGCAGAAGACAGUGAGGAACUUACUGGAUUAGUGGUAAUUUUGUCUUAAGGAAAUCUUAUUAUAGAUAUGACAUUUUACAAUUCUUAGAAGUCAAUGAAACAAAACAAUUUAUUCAUUCUUAAUAUCCACGGUGUAGGAAAUAAGACACAGAAAACAUUCAAAACUGCAUAGGCACAUUCUAUAGGUAAGAAAAUAUAAAUAAAAACACUUACUUGCAAGUCCUCCUGUUGAGGUGAGUCCAUUCAUUCAACACUACACUGAACAAACAGGUGUCAGGUCUGUAUGAGUGGUGGUGGAACCAUCCAUAUUUCGUGUGGAACCGUCCAUAUUUAAAUACCUCAGAUUGACUCGAGGGAGUAGGCUCUCAAUUUCUCUCGUACAACAGCCAAUUAUCUUUAUCUAACAUCAGCUAUUUAUUAUCCUAUGAUACAAUGAACCUAUACUAGAAUCAAAUAGAUUAUAUAUCAGACAUUUGAUUAAAAUAAUUCUGAGCAACACAAGAAAACUACUCAUAUAAACGUUGCAUCAGAAACCUAAUAAUUGAUUACAGUCUGGUUGAGAGAAUGCUUAGACCGUGCAAAGCUAUAAAGGCAAAGGGUGGCUACUUUGAAGAAUCUCAAAUAUUUUGAUUUGUUUAACACUUUUGGUUGCUAUAUUAUUCCAUAUGUGUUAUUUCAUAAUUUUGAUGUCUUCACUAUUAUUCUACAAUGUAGAAAAUAGUACAAAUAAAGAGAAACCAUUGAAUGAG